AUGGACCGGUUUGUGGCCGAGACUGACGCUUACCGCCAACAUUCUGUGCAGGACCUCCUCAGCCUCCAGGGCAAGACGGCAGUCAUCACAGGGGGUGCUCGCGGACUCGGGUUGGCCAUCGCUCGUGGCUGUGCAGAACUGGGAGCCAACGUUGCUGCCCUCGAUGUGCUGAAGGAGCCCUCUGCAGAAUUCUCAAACUUGACCAGCGACCUCGAUGUGACGGCCAAGUACUACAGUGUGGAUGUUACGGACGAUCACGCCCUGCGAGCGACGUUCGAAGCCAUCGCCGCCGAAUUUGGGAGCAUCGACUGUCUGGUCACGGCAGCAGGGGUCGGGCAGGGAGGCCCUCUUGUCGACUACGAAAAGUCGGUUAUUGACAGGAUCAUUUCUAUCAAUGUUACGGGAACGAUCCUCAGUUCUCAGUUGGCGGUUCGGCAGAUGAUGAAGCAGGGCGGUGGUGGCGCGAUAGUGCACGUGUCGUCAAUAGGUGGCCACGCAGGUAUCCCAGGGCAGACCAACUCCAUCUACUGCGCGUCAAAGGGCGCCAUACUGGCCUUUACAAAGUCGUUGGCCGUCGAGCUCGCCGAGAGUAACAUUCGAGUGAACAGCAUCAGUCCCGGGUUCUUCUUGACGAGCAUGACGCCGGGCUACCUCAAGCAGGACCUUGCGCUCUUGGAAAAGUUUGAGAAGUCGAUGCCCAUGAAGAGAUUCGCAGAUAGGUCUGAGUUGAAGAGCACAGUCGCGUUUUUGUUGAGUCCCGGGAGUUCAUACAUUACCGGACAGGACAUAGCGGUGGAUGGCGGGAUAUUGGCGUGGUAG
This is a messenger RNA of Exophiala spinifera, 819 nucleotides long. RefSeq lists its product as uncharacterized. The coding region runs from base 1 to 819 and encodes 272 amino acids. The transcript has 4 exons. The record is from RefSeq and is a predicted model, not a curated record. Gene Ontology annotation, molecular function: oxidoreductase activity, acting on the CH-OH group of donors, NAD or NADP as acceptor. NCBI's taxonomy places the organism in Eukaryota, Fungi, Ascomycota, Eurotiomycetes, Chaetothyriales, Herpotrichiellaceae.